AUGGUCAACGCCGAACAUGGGGAUGAUGAGUUGUUGCGCAGUAUUUCUCUAGCAGAGGAAGACGUGCUCCUGGGUAGAAGCGGGACUUGUUCUGGAGCGCAAGGGAAACAAACAGGAGGAGCACCAUCCAACGAGUUCUCGGCUUCCUCCACAAGUCGUGGCAAUAAAGUUUCACCUCUAUUUUCGACAACUACGUCAUCGAUUAGUUGUGCUUUGACAGUCGGAGCUGGUGGAGGUGGAGUUGCUGGUGGACUGACAUCUUUAAGGCUACGGAGGUAAAUGCAUAUUUGUAAAAAUUCAUACCCUGCUUCAUUCUGCAAAGAGGUCGACAUUUAACCAUGGUCGUCGCAGCCAUGCCUGUUCCAGUGACAGCCGCACCAGCACCACCUUCAAUAGCCGCAUCUUGGUGCCCGUUCUCCCUUCAAUCUUGAUCCCGUUUCUGAAGGGAGAACGGGCACCACGAUGCUCUUGCAUAUUCUGACGGGAGAACGAGCACCGGAAUUAUGGAAGUUCUAAUAACAGGAGUAGCGAAUGGAGCUAAAGAUCGUCCAUCUACAAACAACAUCAACGGCGCACUCGGUAGUCCUUGUCCUUCGACUGCGAUUUUUGGAUCAGUCGAACCAACGACAUCAGAGGAGCACUUGCAACACAUGAACUACACAUCGUCUUCGUCGAGUAGCUCGUCCACUUGUUCUGCAAAAGUGAAGAUAUUAGGAGGUAACAAGAAUACGAGUUCGUCGACGAAGGUGGUGACGUAUGAAGAUGACAGUGUAGAAGUUGUAGGAGGAGACGGUGCUCCACCUGUAGGAUCAGGAGGACAUCAAGUAAAUGAAUCAAGUACAAGUUCAUCUAGGGAGAAAAAGAAGCUCAGGAAGGACACGCCAGCAGCUAGGACAGUAGCUCGUUUUCCUUCCGAAAUAGUUGACCGGGAUGAGUUCAACAAACUACACAGCGAGGACAAAACUGGUCGUGGUAACAAGAAAAUUAUACGCAAGGACACACCUGCGCCACCUGGAAACCCUACUGCAGGAGCUGCUUCAUCUUCAUCUCAGUCCCAGUCUCAAAUGAUCCUGAGUAACAAAAUAGACGAUGAAUCUUUAGAAGCUGCAAUAGACGAGAUUAUGCGGACAGCAUCACCCGGAGAAAAUCUUCGACCUAAUAUUGGUAUCGCAGUGGAUCCGUGCUCCCGCACUCAUUCCUCUGAGGAAGCUAGUUGUACAAGUUCAACAAGUGCUGGUGGCAGCCCGGAUCAUGAUGAGGACGAAGCUCGGAUUCGCGCAAUGGCUAGUCGCGUUGUGCGCGAUAUUGUAGCACGCAUUCUCCAAAAGUGGGGACAGACAACUAGUACAACUCCUAGUUCUACUGCCGCGAUGGAAGCAGAUGUUAGUGGAGGUGAUGGCAUCGGUGUCGGUCUUCUUGUGAAUAAUAAUCAGAAUAUUUUUACGACAAGAACUUCAUCUUGUUCUCCUGGUCAAGGUACAACUACUUCCACUGGGCCAGCACCACCUGAAAAGAGAGCAGCGAGUGGUCAUAAGAAGAAACACAAGAAGCGAGGACAAGGACAAGGAGAUCAAAAUGGUGCAACGACAAGGGAAGUCCUCGGAGGUCAUCAAAGUAGUGCUCCUGUUUCACCAGCAACGACAUCUACACAGGAGGGAACAAUUUUUGACUAUAAUGUUGACACACCUGCUGGAGGUCAUCAUCAGGACCACAAAAGGAAUCCAACUCACUCAAGCACAACUACGGCACCAUCUUCGUCUAAGAAGCAACAUCAUAAGGGAGCCGGAGUUCGUCGUGCCUCCACAACAGGCGCCGUUCCCUCCUCGACAGCUGCAAACUCUCCGACAACGAUGCUGACAACUGCACCUGGGAACAGUAGUUAAGGCUCAACUUCUUUCAAUGGUCACCAUUGAGAUUGGGGUCACUGAGAUCGAAGAGGCGACCCCUUCUUGAGAGAACCAACGGGGGAAAUAAAAGAAGGGAAAGGGGAGAGCUUUGAAGGGGGUCAGUCUCUUCCGUUCAGAGUCAGUGACCCAUGAAUGCUGAGCUUUAAAGUAGCUUGGCAAGUCCUACAGACGCUCCAGCAGCGCCUCCACGUCGCGGGCCAUCGCGGAUGAAGACGGUACAGAUACUAGAGGAUCCGACUGAAUGCAUCAGCGCUGAGGAGCAUGAAGACGAUGACGAGGAAUCCUCAGAGAAACAUCAACAACUAAGAACUUCUACAUUAGGCACGACCACAGUUCAGCAAGCGUCAACAUCGAUCCUUUCAUCGACAAUGAAGAUGGGUGCCGCGCUAAAGAGAAGCCUGAGUCGAAGACAUAUUACAACAGAGCCGUUAGCUAUGGUGAUAUGAAAUUAAAGAGCAGACUCAGUCGAAGACAUAUUAAUUACAGAUACAGAGCCAUUAAUAGUAUCUAUUAGUUCUGUGAUCAUAGAUAUAGAUUCUGAGUCUCCGAUAGGUCAUUAUCUCACGAACAGGGUCCACUUCUUCUCUGAGUCUGAUCACUAUUGACUUUUCUAACUUUCUCUCCGCUGCCAAAGCGAUCGUCCCGGGUUCAGGUGAGGAGCCUGCGCAACCUCCGAAGCUACGUAGAGCAGGAACUAGUUACUUGCAAGAAACAGUACCGCAUAGCCACCUGCCAGGCAUGACUCCUGAUAGCGAUCAUCAUCAGACCAGCAAUAGUGCGAAUGGUGCACUCACUGGCACUCCUGGUGCCACCAUCACAAAUAUUAUGGCGAACAUUUACUUUAUUAUAAUUCAAUUUUUGCGUUUGCCACUUUGAGUGGCGUUUCGCGGUGUUACAUAGUUCUUGUCUUUUUGCCUUUCUUGCUCGCAAGAAGGGGCUGUAGCGUUGUUGAGCAAAAACACCACGAAGUAGAAUAUCAUGAAAAGGUAGUUUCCUCUGCUGUUGUUUCCUCUAAUUGCUUCACAAACUCCUUGACCAGCAUCGCAACUACUACCACAUCUUCCCCCAAACCUCCAGAAGGCAACAGCAUUGGUGCAGACGAAGCCGGACACGGACAAGGGAGACCAAGUACUAGCUCCGCAGCCGGUGGAGGAGGACCUAGUGGAGGAGGACUUAGUGGAGGAGGACCUAGUGGAGGAGGACCUAGUGCCACUUCUGGAAGUCGACAUCAAUUGCAGAGGUCAGCAACGCAUAGACUGGGCGACAGACCAGUAUCGCAGCUAUCCAGGAGACGCAGUCUACGAGAACCAUCCGUAAAGAAAGACUACAGAUUGGUGGAUUUUGCAAUGUUGGAACCGCGAUAGUUGAUUUAGAUUUAGAUUUUACUAAAAUCAAUGAAAAUAAGAUGCAGAAACAAAGUCAGAUACUGCUAUCAUAGGUUUUUAUUUCUAGUAAAGAAUGUGUUAUCUUUUUCGAUCCAAAGAAAUCCUCCAAAAAUAUCAUGAAAUAUUCUAUCAGACUUCAUUCGUACGUAAUCAACAGGACUAUAUCUCGUCCUGUAACUACUUGUUCAAACCAAAAUACUAACAUUUAUCACUUUCUCAACAUACUUCCUCUUCAUCACUUAUACGUAAAGAAAGAGAGACUCUAGGGUAUCGAGAAACAAUCAAAUUUUCAUACAUAAGUACAAGGAGCCUGGAAUGGGCAUUGGGGGUGAUUAUUUUUUUGAGAGGUUCGUUUUAUGGAAGUCAGUGACACGUCGAAUAGUCUUUAAUGCAUAAUCAGUUGACAUGUUUUUGCUUAGGAUUUUUUUCUUGAAGAUUUCAGGACCACUAUAAUGAAACGUCUAAGAAAGUCGAUAUUUCCAAGAAUAAUUCAAUAGUUACAUUUUCAUCUAUUUCAAACUAAGUAUGUUCCUUGUUUAUUUUUUCUAAGAAUAAAAAGAGUGCAGUCAGUUUUCGGGUUUUCCUUUCGUUGUAUUCGGCUGUACAGAAUCAGAAACACAUCAAUCAAGUCUGCUCUCCGAUGCUAGACACGACUAAAAAGACGAGACGGGAAUAAAAAAAAUGACUAGUUAGCAAUUAAUAUAGUCAACUGAAAUAGAGUCCGAUUCGACGUAGAUCUCAUGAUAAGUUUUCGUCUUUUUGAAUUAGCAUCAUGAUCACCUUUAGACAUGAUACCCACAGACAUGUUCAAGUCUUACUUCACUGUUCAACAUAGUUUUGCACAUCCAUUCCAACCUAGGAGGUUGUUUCAAGCUUAUUUGGCAAUGGCAGCCUCGAUAUCCG
Amoebophrya sp. A25 is the source of this 4195-nucleotide messenger RNA. Lineage: Eukaryota; Dinophyceae; Syndiniales; Amoebophryaceae. The record is from the annotation of a GenBank genome assembly.